AUGUCCCAAAGUUUGAAAGAGAAAAACCUGACUUGGCGAUAUAGCGAUAAAGUUGAUGAGAAGAAUAGUACAAAUGUUGCAUGCAAGUUUUGUAACAAGAUUACAAAGGGGGUAAUUUAUCGCUUUAAAUUCCUUCUUAUUGGUGGCGAUAGAAAUGUCACAAGUUGUCCGAAAUGUCCACCGGAGGUGAGGGAUGAAAUAAAGAAUUUUGUUGAGAAGAAGAAGGAGCAAAAAAAAUCAAAUGAGUCAUCAACCAUUUGUGACCAAUCUGAUGAUGAUGAUGAUAUUGAAGAAGGUGAAGGUUUGUCACUUCCAACAAAACGGGGAAGAGAUGCUAUCUCUUCAAGCCAUGGAUCGACGGGUACGAGUAGGACUAAAGGUCCUAUAUAUUGCUAUUUCCCAAAGAAGCCAGAAGCAAAGAGCGGUGGAAGCUAA
Nicotiana tabacum (common tobacco) is the source of this 435-nucleotide messenger RNA. The record is from RefSeq and is a predicted model, not a curated record. NCBI's taxonomy places the organism in Eukaryota, Viridiplantae, Streptophyta, Magnoliopsida, Solanales, Solanaceae.